AUCGAGUCGAGUCAAAGUCGAAUCACCGUAUAAUCGAAACGAAAGCGUAGAGGCUGGCAGGAAUGCUGUCAAGAAUAUGGUGGAUGAGUCGUAACAUGGUUAACGACAAAUAGUUAUAACAACGAGAGGAAUAACGUUAUAUGUAAGGGAAGAAAAUAAGAAAGAAAGAGGGGUGGAAAACGGAGCAGAGGGGAGUGCGCUUUGAAUGGUAGACGGUGGGACAGAGUGAUAGAACUAGGCACGAGAAUGGCUGUCAGGGCGCUGCUUGGACCUUCUCUACGCUUGAACAGAUUAUCAACUGGACUGUGGAACGAGAGAGCUGGCAACAGAAUAGCUGUUUUGAUCAACGUCGAGAGCCAACGACGAGAUGCGCAUAAAUGGUAUCCAGACCAAUCCGAUUGGGAGCACGUACGACAAAGAGAGAAGACCACCAAAGUGUUUGCACCUGAUAACUUGUGGCCUUACUUAAAGGCAGAGAAGUUUAAUCAACCUUUGGAUGACCGGAAACCUCCACCGCCGCCAGAAUUGCGAAAUGUAAUGAUCAACUUUGGCCCUCAGCAUCCAGCUGCACACGGAGUAUUACGACUAAUACUUGAAAUGGAUGCCGAGUACGUAGUGCGUGCAGAUCCCCACAUAGGUCUUUUGCAUCGAGGCACGGAGAAGUUGAUCGAAUACAAAACGUACAUGCAAGCUUUACCUUACUUUGAUCGUUUGGACUAUGUUUCCAUGAUGUGCAACGAACAGUGUUUCUCCAUUGCUAUUGAAAAAUUGUUGAACAUAGAAGUGCCCUUACGAGCAAAAUAUAUCAGAACUUUAUUUGCCGAGAUUACAAGAAUCCUGAACCAUCUGAUGAACAUUGGAACGCAUGCCCUCGACAUAGGAGCUAUGACACCAUUUUUCUGGUUGUUUGAAGAACGAGAAAAGCUGAUGGAAUUUUACGAACGCGUGAGCGGCGCUCGCAUGCACGCGGCUUACAUUCGUCCGGGCGGUGUUUCUUUGGACAUGCCGUUGGGUUUGAUGGACGAUAUAUACCACUGGGCCUCGCACUUUGCAGAACGAUUGGACGAAGUGGAGGACAUGUUGACGGAAAACAGAAUAUGGGUGGCACGUACGAAAGAUAUUGGGGUAGUAACGAUACCACAGGCGUACGAUUGGGGAUUCAGCGGCGUAAUGUUGAGGGGUUCCGGAAUAAAGUGGGAUUUGAGGAAAGAACAGCCUUACGAUGCGUACGAUUUGGUCGAGUUUGACGUUCCAAUCGGUGAAGCCGGAGAUUGUUACGAUCGAUAUCUGUGCCGUAUGGAGGAAAUGCGUCAAUCGUUGCGAAUCAUUUACCAGUGCUUGAACCAAAUGCCAGAGGGCGAAGUAAGGGUCGACGAUGCGAAAAUCGUACCUCCUAGAAGGGAGGAGAUGAAAACCAGCAUGGAAGCGUUGAUACAUCACUUUAAGCUGUACACGCAGGGAUUCCAAGUACCUCCUGGAGCUACAUUUACCGCGAUCGAGGCGCCAAAGGGAGAAUUUGCCGUCUAUCUCGUUAGCGACGGUAGCAGCAGACCUUACAGAUGCAAAAUCAAAGCACCGGGAUUUCCUCAUUUGGCAGCUCUGCGCCACAUGGGUCCACGGUGCCUGCUCGCCGAUGUUGUAGCCAUUAUCGGUACUUUGGACGUGGUAUUCGGUGAAAUUGACAGAUAAAUUGUAAAUACAGUAUAUUUAUUGUUAGAUGUAUCUCGUACGUAGAAAAUUUCGCUGAUACUGUCGUGCUAUCUGUUCCCGUUUGUGGGCAACGUGGAAAAUGAGCGCGUAUUUGCACGCCCACGUGAGAGAAGAGGAAGAGAAAUAAAGUGUACUCGUUGCCGUUUAGGUCGAAA
Frieseomelitta varia is the source of this 1865-nucleotide messenger RNA. RefSeq names its product NADH-ubiquinone oxidoreductase 49 kDa subunit (gene ND-49). The record is from RefSeq and is a predicted model, not a curated record. Lineage: Eukaryota; Metazoa; Arthropoda; Insecta; Hymenoptera; Apidae. Gene Ontology annotation, biological process: mitochondrial electron transport, NADH to ubiquinone. Bases 247 to 1689 code for a protein of 480 amino acids. The transcript is spliced from 4 exons. Gene Ontology annotation, molecular function: quinone binding; NAD binding; NADH dehydrogenase (ubiquinone) activity.